Messenger RNA from Alternaria alternata, 2235 nucleotides. RefSeq lists its product as hypothetical. The record is from RefSeq and is a predicted model, not a curated record. Lineage: Eukaryota; Fungi; Ascomycota; Dothideomycetes; Pleosporales; Pleosporaceae. The coding region runs from base 1 to 2235 and encodes 744 amino acids. The transcript is spliced from 2 exons.
AUGGCGCACUCUCCGUCCAACUCAGGGAUCAAAAACGUACGCGACUUCUUUGCACGCGGCGAUAGGGAAAAGAUCUCUCCGGAGCUCAAACAAGCACUGUCGUUGUUGCAACUAUCCGGCCUCGACAGCCUCGAAGAGCGCUUUCUCGCAACUGCUGCAUUUCUAGAGCCGUGGGCUGUGUUCCGCGAUUCGAUCUUCCUGUUGCGACCGGAUGCAAUGCCUCGUGCGACAACGAUAGCUAGAGAAGACCGGGGGGAUGGCAUCUCGCGCACAGACCUAUUGUGGUUUUAUACACAGUUCGAUGAAGGGAUACGCCGCUACGAUCCACGUGCGAACAAGUACAGUGGGGAGUACACAACUGACUCCAGUAUUUAUGGUGCGAUCGACAAGAGCAACUGGAAUGUGCAGGCGUACGAGAAGCAUCUCUUCGCUUGGCUGCUGCAGGUAUUCAAGGUUGGUAAAUCACGCAACCCAUGGGGCUUUGACUACUUUGAGCUUCGCAACAUCUGCAUUGCCUGGGAAGCGGUCUUCGUACCGAUCAUUGACGCAGUCCGUACUUCCUACAGCAUCAGAGGCCGACGACACUACGGUCGCCUUGCACUCUACAUCGAAGAACGAUGCCCAUCUGGUCUUGCAUUCCCAAAGGGCAAUGUGAUAGUACCUGAGGGAAGCCUGAUAUCGCCCACUCCGUACCGCAUCAUUUCUUUACCGAAGAAAGUCAUCGGCGAUGAUAGCGCUACAUUCCAAAAGCGUGUUGAAGGGGCCGGCAUGCUUACACGAAAGCACUACGACGACACCGAGAAGGAGCUUCGCGACGUGUAUCCUCAGUACGGCGGUUUGGUUGAGCGACCCAAGUUCAAACACAAGAUGGAGGAGUGGUUGAAUGAGCAACGAGCACGAGCAGACCGUAGGAAGGCCGCGGAGACCAAUGGUGAAGUGAAGAGUUUCCAGCCCCAGAUGGUGAACCGGCACGGUAGUCGGAGCCCUAUAAAGAAGGGCUCUCCCACCGAAUACCACAACAAACGAAACAGAGACGGUAACGAAAGCCCGAUCAAAAGAUACUCGGAUAGUAUUCGUCGCUCGCUGUCUCGUGGCGUGUCCAGAACGGCGUCAAAGGAAGAGCCGAAGAGUCCGUUGCACGGUGUGACACGGCAAAUCCAUAUCCCUGGUGAAGGUCCAAUUCGCCGUGCGUCUAGCGCCCGAGACCUCUCGUUAGUCACACCAUGGCCACGCCCCCAUCCAGAGCACAAGCCAUCCAAGCAAAACAUCUUCACUUCAACCCAUCACUUAGAUUCUUCUAGCCUGUCACACAAUCCCCAGACCGGACAAACACACCAUGAUACGGAUGUGUCAGAGUUCUCGUCCAAGGGCCAGAUGGGUGCCGCACCUCAACCAUUACCCCGUCAGUACCAACAUGACGAGCGGGCUGCACCACAGGUGUUAGGAAGCAGGGCCUACGCAGAUGUGCGGGUGCCCAGCUAUGAAGGCAGCGGUUGGGAUGACGAGAUCUCGUUGACGAAGCUUCACACUGUACGUGAAGGCGCUACUGAUAAAUCGCAACGCAUUCAGCCUGCAAAGCCAGCUACAAGGCUACCCGUUCCCAUCAAACCAGCUCCGUAUUCUGGCGAUCUUCGUGUUGGUGUAAAGGACAGCCAUCUCAGGGAGAUGCCUAAGCCUCUCCCUUGGCCAGGCACUUCUCCGCCUAAAGCAACAGCAUGGCCGGGGAUGGACGAGCUUAUUCCAUCCGUUCCCUCUGAGAGUUCCGUGCGACAGAAUAGUACCCGGGAUUAUGUCAGCGGUUUCCGUCCUCAGCAACUUGUGCGCGAUGAGUCCGAUCGCAAUAUAGCCCGUAUCGUUUCGAAAGAAAAUAUUCGCUCCGUACUCAGACAUAACUCCCUGAACAGCUCAGCCGAAGAUUUGACUCAGCCGCCUCCCGUAUCGUUUUUGCCAGGACGCAAAAGAACCGCGAGCCCUGGCGGUACCAGGCUACAGACGUACAACGCAAAUCUAUUUCCACGUAGAGAGGAGCGCAAGGGAACGCCGGUAGGAGGUCGGGUUGGUGCGGAAAAGAAGAGGGAUGCACCCGGUGGUUCCUGCGAGAUGGAUGACUUCAGCAGAGCGACAGAUGGCCAGGGCGUGCAGAACACGACUGCAGGAAGUGAUACACGAUACCACGAGAGAUAUCAUGGAAUGCAUGCGCCUGAUGACCGCCGCAGCUUCGAGAAAUGGAUCUAA